GCUUGUUUAAGAUCCAUUUAAAACUAGUGGUAUAUAGAGGAAAAUACAUCAUUUGCAAAUACGUUGUUGUUAUGCUCGGAAAUCUUGAAUUAUGGUUUCAAUUUGUUUUAUAUUUUCAGUAUAAAUAAAAAUGUUUGAGCUUUGCACGGUAUAAGACUAGUGUUGAUCUCAUGUGAAGAAAUCGAAAAAAUGAAGGAUAUAUUAACCAUAGCAAUCACUUUGCUAUAUAUAGGUGAAUUGGUUAGCGGAAGACUGAGAGACGAAGCGAAUGUGGAAUACAUAAACAAUGAAACUACAAUAACGACUUUCGACACUGAACAAAUAUAUAGAUGGAUAAUAGAAUAUCCCACUGGACCUUUUGUGAGAAUCGUCUUCACAAAUGUAUCACUGGAAAAUAAUCAGGAUUGCUCCGAAAAACUACUCAUUAGCAGAACCACUAACAACACAAGAGCGCAAACAAUUGAUCAUCGUUACAAUGGGAGAGUAUUUGUUGUUGAAACGAGUGAGACCAACUUGACCAUGACCUUCUUGCCAUGUCCAAUGGAGAGGAAUACGAGCAGGGGAUUUCGAGCAAUAAUUACAAAACAAGACGUGCCUGCUUGUGUUGCGAAAAGUUCUGUCGAGACGUGGAUGAAUGAACAUCAUAUAUGUGACAGACCGACGAUGAUGCUCACUUCAAUGUCGAUAUUAAACUUUCCAUUCCUGUACACAGAAGAAACGUGGGAGAUAGUUGUUGCUCGCCACCAUACUAUUCAUUUACAUUUUACUGACUUCUAUAUGGAAUGUUUCUUCGGAGGAAAGGGCGACAAGUAUGCACACGCAGAUUACACGAAUGAGAGAAAAUAUCCAAAGUUUGCAAUCAAAGAGUACACGUCGAGUGAAGAAAAGACGUUUUGCAUCACAGACAUUCUAAAUGGUGCUAUAAAAUCGAAGACAGAACACAUUGUUGUAAUAUACCAAAAUUUUGAACCUCUUUCGAUAGUCAGAACGGAAGGAUUUCGGCUCCAGUAUUCAGCUGUAAACCAUUCAUUAGCUAAUAUCACAGAUAGUACGGACAAUAGAUUGGGUAUAUCUUGGCCAAAUUGGAGGAGUGGAUAUUCCAUAGCGUGUUCAGAAACCUAUAUGAGAUGUUAUACAGUAUACCCUUGCAACGAACCUACAAAUUGGGAUUAUGCAAACAAGCACUGCAAGACGAACAAUCUUCGGCUUGUUUCUGUACAGUCAAAAUACGAAAUGAAGUACAUUAACUAUGUUUUACGGGACUUUUUAUACAACAGUGGAUGGGUAUUAGAGAAAGUGAAUUAUACGGCACAUAUUGGCCUGAGAUACUACGAAAAAAAUGGAGAGAAGAAAUAUAUCUGGGAGAAUACUUCACCGGUUACAUUCUCUGCUUGGAAACAAGGGCAUCCCAAAGCAGGCAAAGAAUGUACUCGAAUAAACUUUCUUUACGUUGAAGAAGAUACCUGGGAAUCUGAACAUUGUACCUUGGAAAAAGCUCAGUUUAUUGUGUGUAUGUCACCAAUUGAAGGCAAGGAGGAUACAAUAGUCGAUACCUGUGACGAUACUGAUAGUAUACCGAUCAACGUGACGUAUUCUGGAAAGGUCUGUCAAAGAUGGGACAGGCUAACAGAAGAGGCUAUGCAGCAUUUCGAGGCCCUGUUUCCAAACCAAUACAUUCCAAGUAACGCUUCAAACAACUGCCUUGAUCCAUCUUCUUCGGGGAUAUUUGGAUGUUAUAUCGAAGGCCUUAACAAUACAUGGGAACCAUGUGUUUUUCAACUCAAUGAACCACUUUUAGAAGGAAUACAAACUGGAAACAAUCAAAGCAGUGAUAACCUUCCACUUUCAUGUCGUAAUAGUUCAAACGUAUCUUUGCUUAAACAAUGUGACUGGUCGGUUAAGUGCAAUGGUACCUGGGAUGAAAUUUUAUGCUUUUACAAGAUAAAAGGCCAUCAUCUUAUAGACACAAACCAAUUACAUGCAAGAGACCGUCUACCUUCACGUCUAGUGCAAGGGUCAUUCUACCGUUGCGGAAGCAUGGAAUGGAUAUCGAUUUUGGCUAAAUGUGAUGGUGUUAUAGACUGCAUUGACGCAUCUGAUGAACUUCAUUGUGAAAGAACAAAUGAAGAAUGUGGUGAGAACGAGUUCUCGUGUGGUGAUGGUAACUGUAUACAUAUAAGUAAAGUAUGCGACUUCAUUUCCGACUGCUCUGACUCGAAGGACGAGUUUUGCGGAUUAACACCUUGUGAAAACGACGAAUAUAGGUGUGAUACAUACAAGUGUAUUUCUGAAGAAAAGAGGUGUAAUGCAAUUCCUGAUUGUGUGGAUUUCAGCGAUGAGAGGACUUGUGAUAUAAUGUCCUGUAAACAGUCUUUCCACUGCGAUGGGUUCAGGUGCAUCUCAAAGCAACAAAUUGGCAACUCAAUUCCUGAUUGUGAAGAUGGUAGCGAUGAGAAGUCUUAUUUUCUGUAUUGGUGUUCGUGUGACGAAAUGUGGAAAUCUGGAUAUCAUUCCACUGGGUAUUACCAAUUAGGUUCUUCACCCUGUUUCUGUAACUUCACCUCUAUUGGUCACCCUAAUGGUGAAAUAACAGCAACGAUCAACAUAGAUGAAACGUUACUAACGAGUAGAGGCUACGGAUAUUAUACGGAUGCUUGUGGAGAAAUGACCAAAAAACCUGGCACUGUAUGCUACCUAAAGAUGCGAAAUAGAUGUAAGUUUGCCAUAAAGUCUGCUUUUCUUGUUGAUGAUCAGUAUGUCAGUGAUAAUUCGACGAAUUGCCAGUGCUCGGUUUGGACAUACAGAAUCAAAUGUGAUGAGGGCUAUCGUGACGAUUAUUUUUUCUAUGAUCGUAAUAUAACGUACGAUGAUUUUGAUAAUCUUACGUAUAACAACUACCAUUACGAUGAAGAAUAUAUUGACCACCAGUUUGAAUAUGUCGGACACGAAGGAUGCAAUGGAGAGCACAGAGACAACAUAUCGUCCUUAUACGAUCCGCUUCUACUACUACGCCAAAGUAAAAAACCAUCAAUAGAAAUAACGCCAGAAACAAUCACGUGUAUUUACGACUACAGAGCUAAUGUGACCGAUAGAGAGUUUAAUUGUGACAAUGAGAAGUCGAUACCAAUGUCACUGCAGUGCGUGUAUGACGAGGAUGGUUCUGGUUACAUGACUGGGUGUCGGUCUGGCAGUCAUUUACACAAUUGCACAACGUUUGUAUGUCCAGAAAAUACAGUGAAAUGCCCACAAAGCUACUGUAUUCCUCUUAAAUUUGUUUGUGACGGGAAAGUGCAUUGUCCAACAGGCGAGGAUGAACUUAAUUGCACUUGUUCUGUUAGAGAGAGAGAGGUUAUAAUUAUUGUAGAAGAUACGAAUCAACAAUCAGAUAGCAAAACGGCAGCUGUCAAGUUAGCAGAACAAUUCUACAGCCCCGGCAGUAUCAUUCGAUUAUUACACUUCAAGAAGACUACUGGAAACACGAAGAUUCCUAUAAAACAUGAACUAUUAGAAAUUCGUGAAGAGCGUGUAAUAAAGUUCCGCGCAGAUACACCAGAAACGAACGAUUGCAUUUAUGGAUCAAUGGCUCGGAAUUUACUGCAUAUCUUACGAUUUUCAAGAGCUGAUGGUGUUUUAUUUAUUGAAGACAGUGUGUAUUCAUCUUCUGUUGCCGACCUGAUGUUUUCAAAUCUUUCAAGGCCAUCAUUUUUCACUUACCGUGUCAUCAAAACUAAUGCUUCAACUAACAACAAACCAGACCGGUUUAGGUUUGUGAAAGACAUUCGCAUUAUCAGAUGGGAGGCAUUAUUUUCGAUCGGGUACAGACGUUUUCCUGAAAUAUGCGAAGCUGCGAGUGUUGUUCCCUGCUCAGGGGGAUAUAGAUGUUCGUCAAGUCAGCAGUGUAUACCAUUGGAACAGAUUUGUGACGGUAUUGCUCAAUGUAGCAGUAAAGACGACGAACAACUUUGCGAUUUCAGUUGUCCUUAUAAUUGUUCAUGUUCUGGGUAUUCGGUUAGCUGCCGAGCAGCAAACAUUAAACUAAAACAAGCGUUGGCACUACCAAAAAGCACUAGGAGUGCAGAUAUUAGUUUAAAUCCAGAAAUAUAUAAGCUAUUAGAAGUGGACAAACUACGAUUACAUUUCUUGGUCAGGCUAAAUGUAUCCUCGUGCAGGAUCAGAAUUCUUAGCAAAGAGGCAUUUGCUCAUUUAAACAACCUCGUAUCACUAGAUAUUGGAUAUAAUGAAAUAACUAGGUUGCCAGAGCAUGUAUUCUCUUUUUUGAGACACCUUCGACAUCUAAUUUUGAUUGGUAAUGUUAACAUUCGAGUUAUAUCCUCUACAGCAUUUCAUGGGCUGGAAAACAUUAAUAGUCUGCAAAUAACUGGAACAAAGCUGGAACGAAUUUCUGCAUAUACCUUUUCCAAUUUAACAGUAAAAUUGAUUAACAUUUCAUAUAACAGGAUACAAGAAAUUGAAGAUUUUGCUUUUAAUAAUAUUUCAAUACAGCAAUUAGACAUGAGAGGUAAUGAAAUUUUAAUUUUCAACAAGCACAUUUUUCGCAAUGUAACAUCUCUCCGAGAACUCCGUACACCUGCUUAUAAAUUUUGCUGUAUUCGUCCAUGCUACGUCAAGGAAAGUGAGUGUUACCCAAAAAGGAACGAAUUUUCCUCGUGUGAAGACCUCAUGAGACAUCCAGUCCUUCAGGCAGUGCUAUGGAUAGUAGGGGUAGCAGCAUUAGCUGGAAAUCUUGGAUCGAUUAUUUACCGUUUGGGUUAUGACAGAGCAAGAUUAAAAAUCGGCUAUGGUAUAUUUGUGACCAAUUUGGCCACAGCCGACUUUCUUAUGGGAGUAUACCUCAUUACAAUUGCUGUAGUAGAUUCAUAUUAUCGAGACAGGUACAUUUUCAAGGAUGAGCAAUGGAGAAAUAGCAAAUGGUGUGUCACUGCCGGUAUAUUGUCUACUGUAUCUUCCGAAGCGAGUGUCCUCUUCGUUUGUUUGAUAACCUUAGACAGACUUUUAGUCAUCAAGUAUCCCUUCGGCACCGUCAAAAUUGGACCUAAGAAGGCGCACAUCGUUUGCUGCAUCUCCUGGAUAUUUGCCAUCUCUUUGGCUUUGGUUCCUAUCAUAUUCACUGACAUUUUUCAGAACAGAUUUUAUUCCAGAUCGGGGGUAUGCAUCGCCCUUCCUUUAACGAGAGAUAAGCCUCCAGGCUGGAUGUAUUCGGUUGCUAUAUUUGUUGGCUUAAAUUUUUGUACAUUUAUUCUUGUGGGUAUAGGCCAGUUGGCUAUUUUUAUAGAGCUACGAAAAGCAACAAGCACUAUAAAGAAAACCGAGAGAUCAAGAAAGAAAGAUCUAAAAGUAGCAAGGAACCUCAUUCUUGUUGCAACGACAGAUUUCCUGUGCUGGUUUCCAAUAGGUGUAAUGGGUAUAAUGGCAUUGAGUGGAUACCCUAUCUCUGGAGAUGCUUACGCUUGGACAGCAGUGUUCUUAUUACCACUCAACUCGGCACUGAAUCCUGUUUUAUACACACUCACGGCAAUAAUUGGAAAACAGAAAUUCAACCCAAGUACUGAGGAGCAGAACAGAACAGAACUUCAAAAGGAGACAGGUUCAGCAAUCCUUCAAUUUUACAACUGUGGUAGAUCUAUGGGAAUUAUAAGGGGACCAUCGAAAGGAGAACACAGCGUGCAAGACGUGCUGACAAAAGAAGGGAACAUUCCUGCUGUAGCUGUUGCAGCGAUAAGUCUGAAACUUUCAAAGUACUUGACCAUACUUCUUGACUCUUCCAUCGCUGUAGCUCAAAUAUCGGAAAGAAACACUUACAUUCGAAUGGAUAGGAAGAAGAAGCAAAAUGUCAGAUUGGCACUCGAUUGGAAGUUAUCCGUGGUAGACGACAAAGAAAAGAUACAAAACAAUAUUUACGAGUUUGGUAUUCUUCUGCGACGACUUACUUCGAAACGGAACACAUAAUGAUUGUUCUAACUUUGAAGUAGUAAAAAAGAGAUAACAGAAUUUUCCUUUAUGUAUGUUUUGAACUAUAUACGGCAUAUUUAGGUUUAUUCUUUUAUUCUAUCAGAACAGUUAUACAUUUCUUUUGCCUACUUUGUAAUAUUUUUUUGUAUAGUUCUAUAGGUAUUUUAUGCGAUCAAUUAGAUUGUGUUGUGUUUGAUAUAAACUGUUUAUUCUAUCUUCCAAGUUAUUCGCAAUUUACAAAAGUGAUCGUACACUAUAUAUUUUGUUUUGGAUUGAAUAUAUUCUAUUAAGGACACCGUCGCCGAAAGAAUCUCAACGUCAGUAAACGACUGACGCAGUGUCGUGUCAGUGUACCUAUCGAUUAUCAAUCGUUUCAGUCACCUGGAAUGGAAAUAGACGCAUGCCAGUUUGAAUUGAUUUCCUUUUUAAAGAGAAAAUGAGAAUAAAAAAAAAGUUCAUUUAAUAUCUUCCUGUACAAUAUUUGGUAUAUUUGAACGUGUAUCCAUCCGAAAACUCUAUUGCAAUAUUCAUGUUUCAGAAUGGCGACUUGUCAAAAUAUAUCAUCGUAUUGUACAGUUCAAUAUAAAUAAUUUAUCAGUCUUGAAUUUUAUUUAAUUUUAUGAUUUUACCUAUUAUUGUAUUGUAAUGACUUAUAUUCACUUGAAUUGUAUUGCACUACAUUGUAUUGUUUUGUUUUGUGUUGAGUUCAAUUGUGUUGUGUUCCAUUGUGUUGUGUUGUCUUGUCUUAUGUUGUGCUGUCUUGUGAUAAAUUAUAUUUUAUUUUAUUUUAUUUUAUACUAUUUUAUUGUAUUGUAUUGUAUUGUAUUGCUGUAGCUGUAAAAAGCACGAAGAGCUCAUGACGAGCUUUUAGUAUCGUUGCAGCUACUUUGUUUGCCCGUAUCGUCAUUAACUGGUGUGUUGCAGCUUCAUAGUAGCAUGCCCAAAAUCUGUAAGAAUGCGACAUUUUUUCUGUUUUUCACUCUAGCACCUGAAAUAAUUCCAAAUCCUAAUCAUAUUUGUUCGGGAGGUCUGCAGUGCCCAUAAUUUAUUAUCAAUAUAUGUAUUUCCCAAUGUUGACAUUCUUGCCCCUUGUCUGCAGUACAAACUAUCAACUCUGCUUGCAUUUCAUAUGUCAGGGUAUAGUUAUAGCCCGGCUAACGACCAGGAUAGUCUUUUCAAGUUAAAAUAAAUAAUCUUAAAAAUGUUCAUUGUUUCGCCUUUCUUCUCUGAUCAGAAUUUCCUUUUAUAUUUUAUACCUCUGAUUAUUCCCUCUAUUUGAAUAGAAAGCGAACAUAACUGUAUAAAGUUUGAAUGGCUUCGAGCGUAAACUCCUAUGAACCGUCCUAUGGACUAGGUCUAGAUAAACUCCUAUGAACUCCUAUGGACUAGGUCUAGAUAUGACACUUUUUGUCAAUAGGAUAGGAUUUUUACUACUUUCUUUUGUUUUGUUAUGGUCUUUACAAUAGGAGAAAAUAUACAAGUAUGACGAUUAUAAAGAUUCUCGGAUUUUGUCUGACUUAGUACAGUUCGUUGCACGCCCUUGAUAUAACUACGUUUAGAAUUUUGACACUAUAUUAUGUGUUUGUAUUCACUUGAAUUGUACUUAGCUAUCCUGUAUUUUGUUGUAUUGUGUUUCAUUGUGUUUUGUUGUGUUGCACUGCACUACACUAUUUCAUUACAUUGUAUUGUACAUAUCGUACAUAUUUUGCAUUUUUGUAUCUUGAGAAGAAAGCGAACGUAACUGUUUAAUACUUGAAUUGCUUCAGGGUAGUCUCCCAUGAACCUAACAUAGAUUCUGAAUACAGACUAGGUGUAGAUAUGACGCUUUUGGUUUUAUUACGCUCUUUAUGAUAUUUAUUUAGUGAAAAAAUACAAAUCUGCCGAUUAAAACGAUGAUCGGACAUUGUCCGAAAAAUUAAAGUUUAAUGUCCGCCCAUGAUAAAGCUAGGAUAUAUUUUAUACUGGCUAUAGUGUGGGUGCAAUGUGUAUUCCUAAAUCCAAAUUGAAGCAUUUAUUCUGUAACUAUAUUCUAAGUUUUUUUUUUUAUUUUGUUGCGUUUAAAUCAUGUCAUGCUUAUUUAUGCUUACUUAUAUAUUUUCAAUUUGCAAUUUCACAUUGGUUUAUUUAAACUUGUCCAAAUGAACUCAUUAUAUAUAUAGUUGUUUUAAAACCUCUGUAAAUGAAACAUAUUAAAGGCGGUCAAUCUCGAUUAGGAAACUUGUCCUUAUUUCGUUUUAAUUUUCAUUCUAUUUAUAAUGUAUGAUUAUUUCAUGGCUGUAGGUACAGAUGGGAAUUUCCGGUCUCGAGGGUAACUGUUUAGGCGGUAACGAGGCAUAAUCCAACAGUUACCCGAGAGCCGGAUAUUCCCGUCUGCACCUAUUACCAGUGACAGAAUCGUUUUCGUGCAUUCCGAUUUCAAAUGAUAAUAAUAAUGAUAAGAGCAAACGAAUGGCUUUCUUUUAAGAACUAUUUCUUAUAGCAGCGUAUUUAAACAAAACGCUUGAAACCAACGUCCGUAAACAGAAAAGACGUCAUGACGUUUCAAGGACAAAUAACAAUGUCUAGUUCCGGCUUUGUUUUAUCAGUUGCAGCGUAACAUUAUGAAUCUUUGAUAAAAUAACGUAACUCGAGACAUAUACUAUCAGGAACAAAGAGGAGCUGUCAAGGUACUGGAUUUUCAUUCCGUAUUUCUUUUUUUUUUUUCUUUUUUUUUAAAUAAAAUUGAAAUUACUACAUAAAUCUUCUUCAUACAUGUAGUUCGUAAUACGUCAUUUACUGCACGAGAGUCAUCUUACACCCCGGGAUGUAAGAUGGAGUUUUCCAGCACCGGUGAAAUCACUAGAAAUCCCAGUCUGGUAUGCAAGAAGAGAAAAUGUUUUUAAACAAAAUGACGGUUUUUUUAUUAAUAAAUCUCUUUUUAAAAAAGUGCAUUUACUUUAUCUUGAAUUGAAUCAUUAUAUGAAUAUUAACACUGUUUCUGUCAGGAACAAGAAGAAAGUUUCUUAAAAUCUUAUUGACCGCCUUUAUCAUUAUUUGUUGAAUUGACUUUCUAUAAACUUUUUUUCUAUUUUUUACAUCUUUUUUUGCUUAUUGUGUAUUACAGUUUGAAAAUGUAUGACCUUUUAGCUUACAUGUACCAGAUCCGAAGUUUCAGGGUCAGGUAGUAAACAUAGUAAAGCUGAUUACAUCUCCGUGGACAUUCACAAAACAAACCCUAUAACAUCCGUUAACAGAUUAUUUUGAUAUUCCGUGCUUUCUUUAUUUUACUAUGCCCCACUUCGAAGAAGGAGGGGUAUAUUGUUUUGCAGAUGUCGGUCGGUCGGUCGGUCGGUCGGUCUUACGGUCGGUCGGAAUGUAGACCAAUCCGUUUCCGGAUGGUAACUCAAGAACGCUUGGGCCUAGGAUUAUGAAAGUUGAUAGGGAGGUUGGUCAAGACCAGCAGAGGACCCCUAUUGAUUUUAAGAUUUGUGUAUCAAAGGUCAAGGUCACAGUGACCCUGAAUAGUAAAAAGGUUUCCGGAUGAUAACUCAAGAACACUUGGGCCUAGGAUCAUAAAAGUUGAUACGGAGGUAGGUCAUGACCAGCAGAUAACCCAUAUUGGUUUUGAGGUCAUUAGGUCAAAGGUCAGGGUCACAGUGACCCUGAACAGUUAAACAGUUUCCGGAUGAUAACUCAAGAACGCUUAGGCCUAGAGUCACAAAAGUUGAUAGGGAGGUUGAUCAUGACCAGUAGAUGACCCCUAUUGAUUUUGAGGUCAGUAUGUGAAAGGUCAAGGUCACAAAGACCAGGAACAGUAAAAUGGUUUCGGGGCAAUAACUCAAGAACAUUUUGGCCUAAUAUCAGGAAAAUUGAUAGUUAGGUUGGCCAUGACCAGCAGAUGUCCCUAUUGAUUUUGAGGUCAUUAGGUCAAAGGUCAAGGUCACAUUGGCCAGGAACAGUUGAACGGUUUCUGAUCUUCUUGUCCAAAACCAUAGGGCCUAGGGCUUUGAUAUUUGGUAUGUAGCAAAAUCUAGUGGUCCUUUACUAAGAUUGUUCAGCUUAUUUCCCUGGGGUUAAAUAUGGUCCCACCCCGGGGGCCACAUGGUGUACAUAGACUUAGAUAGGAAAAAUCUUUGAAAAACCUCUUGUCCAAAACCACAGGGCCUAGGGCUUUGAUAUUUUGUAUAUGACAUCAUCUAGUCCUCUACUAAGAUUGUUCAAAUUAUUCCCCUAGGGUCAAAUAUGGCUCCGUCCUUGGGGUCACAUGGUUUACAGAGACUUAUAUAGGGAAAAACUUUGAAAAUCUUCUUGUCCAAACCACAAAGACUAUGGUUUUUAUAUUUUGUAAUGUAGCAUCAUCUAGUGGUUCUCUACCAAGUUUGUUCAAAUUAUUCCUCUAGGGUCAAAUAUGGCCCCGCCCCAGGGGUCACAUGGUUCAUAUAGACUUAUACAGGGAAAAACUUAGAAUAUUCAUGUCCAUAACCUACAUUAUUCAAAUUUGGACCACAUGUAAAGUUUUGAGUGGCAAGAUGAACCUUGACAUGAGUUGACCUUGAUCUUGACCUAGUGACCUUCUUUCACAUUUCUGUAGCUACAGUCUUCAAAUUUGGACCACAUGCAUAGGUUUGUAUACAGAAAAAACUUUGACCUUGUAAUUGACCUAGUGACCUACUUUCACAUUUCUGUAGCUACAGUCUUCAAAUUUGGACCACAUGCAUAGGUUUGUAUACUGAAACAACUUUGACCUUGUUAUUGACCUAGUGACGUACUUUCACAUUUCUGAAGGUACAGGCUUCAAAUUUGAACCACAUGCAUAGUUUUUUGUUCCAAAAUAAAAUUUGAUUUUGAUUUUGACCUAGUGACCUACUUUCACAUUUCUCAAGCUACAGCCUUCAAAUUUGAACCACAAACCUAAUUUUGUGUACUUAAUUGAACUUUGAUCUAGUGACCUACUUUCACAUUUCUCAAGCCACAGCUUUCAAAUUUGGACCACAUACACAUUGUUUUGUACCGAAAUGAAAUUUGACCUUGAUUUUGACCUUGAGCUAGUCUUGAAAUUUGGAACAUUCAAAAAUGGCUCAGUGGAUGGCGCCAAGGUCACUUUGUGAUCUCUUGUUAGAUUAAUAGGUUAAAGGUCAAGGUCAGAUUAAACCAGAAUGGUAGCUCUUGUUCGAAUGGAAAUGUUCAACUGCACUAAGUGACCAACAAUCUAAAAACCCUUAAACGACUCAUGCACAUCUUUUAGAUCAUCAUCAAACCUAAAGAAUCUGUCAUAAACCUGUCUGAAUUAGUGAAAACGGUCCCUUUCUUUCGCAUUAUCAUGGUCACGCAGUCUCUGUAUCAUUCUUGCAUUGACCUUUCUAUGAAGAUAUUUGGUUUAAUUCCACAACUUCAGGGUCUUAAUUGUACAUUUUUCUUAAGACCAUCACUUUGAUUUGGGAAAUAUCUGAGCUCUUGUCGCCUAAAAACUGAUAUUAUUUUCCAUAGAAAUCCUUCUUUCUCCUGAUAACUACGAAACCUCUUUUCAAUGGGAAAGUAGCAUGUAAAAAGUUAUGUUACAGCAUAAUAAAUAUACAUUUAUCAGAUGACUUAACAGGCUUAACGACUAGUCAUGGAAAAAUUUGUAAUCACAUAUAGAUGUCAAUUGUCUUAUACGACUGGACAGGCGUAACCACAUAAAAAGAUCUUAUAUAACUGCCUGACUAGAAGCCUGUUGCUGUUAAAAGUUAUGACACCACAUAAUGAGGUUAACCUUUCGUAAUGUAUGUCUGGAUAUGCUGGAUUUGCAAUCAAAUCUCGGAGCGGCUUCACAAAAUUAGCCUUAAUAGGUUUGCUGGAUAUUAAUAUUUGUACCACUGUUUAUGUUUUAUAUUUAUUUAUAUUACUUUCUUCGUGUAUAAAUUUCCAAUAUGCUGCCAUAUUCAGGCACGGAUCCCAGAUGGCUGAGAAGUGACCUAUACUCAUAAAAGAUAACCUACUUUUUUGGCAAAGGACUAACUUCUUCUCAAAAUUUAGACCCAGAAACGCACCAGAGGCCACCAUUUAAUACCUGUAUAUCAAACAUUUCCAGGGGAGAGCCCCCUGACCCCGCUAUAAUGAGGGGAGUACAGCCACCAAUAAAUACACCAGAAGCCACCAUUUCAUACCUGUACUUCAAAAAAAAUCAAGGGGGAGAAACCACUGACCACCCUAAUAAGGGCAAAGGCAACCCUCGAAUAUGACAUCUUUGUUCUAGAAUGGUGCCCCCCUAGUCAAAAAAAUCUGGAUCCGGGCCUGAUAUUUAUCUCAGUGUUAGAUAUUGUUGUUGUUUUUUAAGCUCACCUGUCACGAAGUGACAAGGUGAGCUUUUGUGAUCGUGAUUGUGUCCGUCGUCCAUCGUCCGUGCGUAAACUUUUCCUUGUGACAUCUCUAGAGGUCACACUUUUCAUGGGAUCUUUAUGAAAAUGGGUCAGAAUGUUUAUCUUGGUAAAUUCUAGGUCAAUUUCGAAACUGGGUCAUGUGCCUUCAAAAACUAGGUCAGUAGGUCUAAAAAUAGAAAAACCUUGUGACCUCUCUAGAGGCCAUAAUUUUCAAUGGAUCUUCAUGAAAAUUGGUCAGAAUGUUUAUCUUAAUGAUAUCUAGGUCAAGUUUGAAACUGAGACAUGUGCCUACAAAAACUAGGUCAGUAGGUCUAAAAAUAGAAAAACCUUGUGACCUCUCUAGAGGCCAUAUAUUUCACAAGAUCUUCAUGAAAAUUAGUCAGAAUGUUCACCUUGAUGAUAUCUAGUCAAGUUUGAAACUGGGUCACGUGCCUUCAAAAACUAGGUCAGUAGGUCAAAUAAUAGAAAAACCUUCUGACCUCUCUAAAGGCCAUAUUUGUCAUGGGAUCUGUAUUAAAAUUGGUCUGAAUGUUCAUCUUGAUAAUAUCUAGGUCAAGUUCGAAACUGGGCCACGUGCGGUCAAAAACUAGGUCAGUAGGUCUAAAGAUAGAAAAACAUUGUGACCUUUCUAAAGGCCAUAUAUUUCAUAAGAUCUUCAUGAAAAUUGGUCAGAACGUUCAGCUUGAUGAUAUCUAGGUCAAGUUUGAAACUGGGUCAUGUGCCAUCAAAAACUAGGUCAGUAGGUCAAAUAAUAGAAAAACCUUGUGACCUCUCUAAAGGCCAUAUUUUUCAUGGGAUCUGUAUGAAAGUUAGUCUGAAUGUUCAUCUCGAUGAUAUCUAGGUAAAGUUUGAAAGUAGGUCACGUGCCUUCAAAAACUAGGUCAGUAGGUCAAAUAAUAGAAAAACGUUGUGACCUCUCUAAAGGCCAUAUUUUUCAAUGGAUCUUCAUGAAAGUUAGUCUGAAUGUUCAUCUUGAUGAUAUCUAGGUCAAGUUCGAAACAGGGUCAUGUGCGGUCAAAAACUAGGUCAGUAGGUCUAAAAAUAGAAAAACAUUGUGAUCUCUCUAGAGGCCAUACCCUUGAAUGGAUCUUCAUGAAAAUUGGUCAGAAUGUUCAUCUUGAUGAUAUCUAGGUCAAGUUUGAAACUGGGUCACAUGCCUUCAAAAACUAGGUCAAUAUGUCAAAUAAUAGAAAAACCUUGUGACCUCUCUAGAGACCAUAUUUUUCAAUGGAUCUUCAUGAAAAUUGGUCUUGAUAAUAUCUAGGUCAAGUUCAAAACUGGGUCACAUGAGCUCAAAAACUAGGCCACUAUGUCAAAUAAUAGAAAAAAAUCGACGUCAUACUCAAAACUGGAUCAUGUGGGAAGAGGUGAGCGAUUCAGUACCAUCAUGGUCCUCUUGUUUGUAUUAUUGACAAAUUAAAAAUUAAAAUCUGAAAAUGUAAAAAAACAAUUGACUACUCUGAGAUUCAUUCAAGUUUAGGUUGACAUUUUGGAAUGGCUGUAAUCUCUUUUCUUACUUGAAUAAAAUUCUGGGAAAAAAAUA
This is a messenger RNA of Mercenaria mercenaria, 13851 nucleotides long. RefSeq lists its product as uncharacterized. NCBI's taxonomy places the organism in Eukaryota, Metazoa, Mollusca, Bivalvia, Venerida, Veneridae. Bases 190 to 5967 code for a protein of 1925 amino acids. Gene Ontology annotation, cellular component: membrane. Gene Ontology annotation, biological process: G protein-coupled receptor signaling pathway. Gene Ontology annotation, molecular function: G protein-coupled receptor activity; protein binding. The transcript is spliced from 29 exons. The record is from RefSeq and is a predicted model, not a curated record.